AUGGCCCUCUAUUCCCCGGUCCAUGUGCUGGACCAUUACUACCUAGCCAUCACCCUCCUGGUCACCGUGGCAUACCAGCUCAUCGGCUUCGCAGUUGCAUUCACCUUGAAGUUUGACAAGCUGACAGAUUUCAUGGGAGGAACGAAUUUCGUCUGGCUGGCCAUUCUCACGCUAAGCAUGAGCGGUACCACCCAUGCAAGGCAAAUCGUGACAUCGAUCUUGAUCAUGCUCUGGGGAGCCCGUUUAUCAGCCUUCCUUCUCUUCCGAAUCUUGAACACUGGCACUGACACCCGAUUCGACGACAAGAGAGACAAGUUCUUCCCGUUCCUCGGAUUCUGUCUUUCAGAUGACAUACAGAAAUAUCGCUUCAAGCAAGGUCCAGGCAAGGAACCGGGUGCUGUUUGUGAUGUUGGCUUCUUCAACUGGUCCAGACACCCCAACUACUUUGGCGAGAUCAUGGUGCAGGUUUCGAUCUACAUCAUUGCCGUCACCCCGGCAAGCUACGGCACCGUCCCGUCAGGAUCCGGAGCAUACGCAGCACUGUACGCCUCUUGUGUUGGCUUCAUCUUCCUCACGACACUGCUCAUGUUUGUCUCUGGCCUUACGCUCCAAGAGCGACCAGGUGCGAAGAAGAGAUACGAGAAGGGCAAUGGCUGGCACGCGUAUGAGAAGUACUUGCAGGAAACCAGUAUUCUCAUUCCAAUGCCACCUGCGAUCUGGAAGAGACUACCCACGAUAGUGAAGAGAACGGUCGGACUCGAAUUCCCCAUCUACGUUUUCGAUCCUGCCAAGCAUGCCGACCCAGAUGCAGUGAAGCAGAACCGGGCUGAGCAGGGACGCUCAGAGAGUGACGCCGAUGGCAAUCGCCCAAGCAGUGAGCCACUAACACAGUGAUUGCUGCGGCGAAGACUCAUUGAGGGUAUUCCGACAUCACGCGGUCUACAGCGUUCAGCAUUGCCAGCAUUUUCUGUAAAUCUAGGAUAGAUCUCCUUCGAACGACCUAAUCAUGU
This is a messenger RNA of Pseudocercospora fijiensis CIRAD86, 1010 nucleotides long. RefSeq lists its product as uncharacterized. Bases 1 to 894 code for a protein of 297 amino acids. Lineage: Eukaryota; Fungi; Ascomycota; Dothideomycetes; Mycosphaerellales; Mycosphaerellaceae. Gene Ontology annotation, cellular component: membrane. The transcript is spliced from 3 exons. The record is from RefSeq and is a predicted model, not a curated record.